Messenger RNA from Cimex lectularius (bed bug), 1883 nucleotides. RefSeq names its product sialin-like. Gene Ontology annotation, molecular function: transmembrane transporter activity. Gene Ontology annotation, biological process: monoatomic anion transport; transmembrane transport. NCBI's taxonomy places the organism in Eukaryota, Metazoa, Arthropoda, Insecta, Hemiptera, Cimicidae. The transcript is spliced from 10 exons. Gene Ontology annotation, cellular component: plasma membrane. The record is from RefSeq and is a predicted model, not a curated record. Bases 365 to 1843 code for a protein of 492 amino acids.
AGCGUUCCUUCAAGAUUUCGGCCUCCGUCUCAUCGUUGACCAGGCCGAGGAAGUCCCACGUGGCAGGAGGGUCGAUGUGCCGCUUCCCGUGUUUUUUGCCAUUUUCUCUUUGAUCUUCCGUGCUGGUCAUCCCGCUUUCGAAUUGCAGCGCGCAGGUCGGCCGCCUUCGACCGUGGCCCGUCGCUAGAAGCUGUCAGGUGGUUGUCGUCGCUUCGUUCCGCGUUAACCUUUCGACGAAAAGCCUCGGAUUUAUGUCGGACUAAUGUCGAGCGGCUGAUUUUCGACGGAUUUUUCGAGCCGAGACAAUGAGGAACUAAAUGGGACGAAACUAGUUUCAGGCUUUCAAGAGUUUUAACUAGUGACAAUGGAAGAAAGGAUAAUAGACGAGACUUUCAACCAAACAAGAACUCGCCCAGUCGAAACAUCAUGGCUUCCGAGGCGAUACCUAGUCGCCCUUCUGUCUUUCUUCGGCUUUGCAAAUAUUUACGCAAUGCGGGUCAAUUUGAGUGUAGCGAUUGUCGUUAUGAAGGACAAGAGAAUUUCAUAUCUACCAAAUGGAACGAAAAUUGUUGAGCCUCCUGAGUUUGAUUGGGACAGUGGAAUAGAUGGAGUAAUCCUUAGUUCUUUUUUUUACGGCUACAUCCUGACGCAAAUUAUAGGAGGUUGGUUGGCCUGCAGGUACGGCGGUAAAAACCUGUUCGGCAUCGGCGUCGGCGUCACUGCACUUUUGACACUUCUAACUCCAUUCUUUGCCAGGACGAGUGUAUAUCUUUUAGUGUUCGGCAGGAUUGUCGAAGGAUUAUUUGAAGGAAUAACAUUUCCUAGUAUGCAUGGGGUUUGGUCCAAAUGGUCACCCCCAGAGGAACGGAGUCGUUUAGUUGCUAUAUCGUAUUCAGGUUGUUACUUCGGCACCGUUGCCGCUCUUCCCCUUUGUGGAGCUUUAGCCGAACGUCUUGGAUGGCCAUCCAUAUUUUAUGUUUUCGGCGCCAUUGGAUGCCUUUGGACUGUCAUCUGGCUGCUUGUCGUCAGCGAAACGCCAGGAUCGGACAAAAGGAUCAGCGAUACAGAAAAAGAGUAUAUUGAAGAUUCUUUGAACUCGAACACCAAAGUGAAAUUGAAUGUUCCCUGGAAAGAAAUUUUCAAAUCUUGGCCAGUUUGGGCUAUAGUUAUAGCGCAUACCACUGAAAACUGGGGCUUUUACACCCUUCUCACAGGCCUGCCGACAUAUAUGGAUGAUGUGUUUGGAUACAGCUUUCUCAGGGCCGGAAUCCUCGCUGCCCUGCCGUAUUUGGCUAUGGGUAUAAUCGUCCAGACAAGUGGCUUCAUGGCCGACUGGUUCAGAUCCACCGGCAAUUUGACUACGAUGCAAGUUCGCAAGAUGUUUACAUGCACCGGUUUUUUAACCAGGUCGAUAUUUCUUAUAGCGACAGCACAUUCGACGACUCCCGUGUCAAUUAUCACUUGUCUGACUGUCGCCGUCGGCUUUGGAGGACUGGCUUUUGCUGGAUUUAGUGUGAACCACCUGGACAUUGCGCCUCAGUAUGCAAGCAUUCUUAUGGGAAUAUCAAAUACAGCCGCCACUCUACCUGGUAUUUUAAGCCCAAUAGUGACUGGAUAUGUCGUUCAGAAAGGAACUGUUGAAGAAUGGCAUUCGAUUCUUUAUUUUUCGGCCAUUGUAUACGUCAUCGGUGCUGCAUUUUACGCUCUCCUUGCAUCUGGCAAAGUCCAGUCCUGGGCUUUGAUCGGCCAGGAACAGGUCUUCCUAUCUGACAACGAGCAGUCCCAAACAUCGACAGAAGAUCUAAUCCCCGUCCCUGCCCCGCGUUACCAGUCCGUUCAUUGAAAUGCAUAAUCGUAUAAAUAAACUAAAACAUUUCCAAAGA